GAUUUCAACAAAUGCUAGGUCUAGGACACAUGGUCUGCAUUUACGUAGUACACACUCUUACAGGACCUGUCACAGUUAUGGAAAUAACUACUGGGAGAAUGAGGCUGAUCGGUCAAAGACAACUAGUCAAGGAUUUAGGAAAGUUGAUCCAGCACUUUUUUGCUGUUGAAAUCUUGCACGGAUUUUUGGCCUAACUACUUGAAAUGGGGCUUCAAUGUGUUUGAAGAGGAUUGGCUACCUGAGUAUAGAAGGUAGGCUUGCGCAAAAUAUUUUUGCGGUUGGGAGAAUCUCCAAAAAUGAGCCUGCCCGUGUUUGUCUCUGUGUCUACAAUUUGAUUUGAUGAGAGAAAUAUACCUACAUUGUGAGACACACCAUCCCUUUGAUGAAACCCCACCCGCUACCUCUAACAUGCAGAUAUCUCGUACACACACCCACACACACUUGAAUUGAGUUGUACACUGAAGUUACUGUCUCGUAGCUCUGUAAAAAGAAAUGGAAGGCAUCAGACCUUUUUGCUGUAGUGAAACGUUUUUUCCUCUCCGAGAAACAAAAUAAAUUACAGGCAGGAAUUUACUUAUUUUUUUAGAGGACUUUUAAGGGCUUUUUGGCGUUAUUCAAUUGCUAAAUGUACUAGUCCGUUUUUCUGGAGGCGUUUUCUUGGGAUUACAAAUACAUUUUUCCAGGACGAUUUAUUUUCAAUGUAAUGUGAAAUAACCAUGCUGCUUGGUUUACAUCUUAAGAGUUUCUCAAGUUUUGAGCACAUUCAUAGGCAGUGACUUUCAUAUGGGAAGAAUCGCUCAGAUAAGACGUUUUAAAAAACGUAUGGAUUAUUUUAUUCCCUUCUGUCUGAGUUGGCUUUCAUUGGCCAAAAUGAUCAGAUAUAUACUUUGCAAACAAUCUAGGCUAACUGUGGUAAAUUAGGCUAAUAAACGAAAUGGGAUGAGCUCAUAAAUUGAAGUUGUACUUCUUCUAUGCAAUUAUUUGGGUUAUUUGGAAUGUGUUAAACGUUUUUCAAACUUUUCAAUUCUGUAAAAGUUACUAUUCUGGGAGUAGUUAAGAUCACAUAGUCACGGACAGGCGUAGGAUCGCCAAAAUCCUCAAUUCGCAUUCGACUGAACGGAAGAGACAGCACUCGGACUGAAAGAUUCCUGAAUAUUUCACAUGGAGCCGAGUGAGCCAGUUCCCCCGUCUGACCACCGGACUAUUAUGUGGCUCACUCACUUCGGCCUGCUUCUGCUCCAGCUGGCGGUUUCUGCCGAGGGGCUCAACACCUGCCAUUCCUUCAACCUGGAUGAUCAGAAAUCCAAGCGCAUUGAGGCCGUCCGCGGCCAAAUCCUCAGCAAACUCCGCUACCGUAGCCCACCGGAGUCACUGGUGCCAAGCACACAACCGGAGGCCGUACCCGCCGAAGUUAUGCUUCUAUACAACAGCACCAAGGAGCUGCUGAAAGAGCGUGCACGCCAGGCCGAGUCUGCGUGCGACCGGGAGAGCAGUGAGGAGGAUUAUUAUGCAAAAGAGGUUCAGCGCAUAGACAUGCUCCCACAGCGCGCCGACACGAACGCAGUGAACCCUACCCCUCCCAGCCCAUAUUAUAGACUGGUGCGGUUUGAUGUGAGUGGGGUGGACAGAAACUCCAGCAACCUGGUCAAAGCUGAGUUCAGAAUCUACAGAGCGUUGAACCCCCAGGCCCGAACCACAGAGCAGAGAGUGGAGAUCUAUCAAGUGAUGAAGGCCGAAGAGCCAACAGGCCCUUUGCAGAGGUACAUUGACUCCAGAACUGUUCGUCCGCGGUCCAAGGGGGCGUGGCUCUCAGUGGAUGUCACAGAGACUGUGAAGGACUGGCUGGCUCAUACAGAGAGGAACCUGGGCCUGAAGCUGGGUGUUCACUGUCCGUGCUGCACCUUUGUUCCCUCCACUAACAGCAUUGUGCCCAAUAAGAGCGAGGAGCUCGAGGCACGCUUUGCAGGUCUGGAUGAUGAGUUGCUGCAGCAGCAGGUGAAGAGAACAGGGGCGGGGCUAACCAAGGGCCAGGUAGAGUUUAGUACCAAGACACCCCACCUUAUCCUGACCCUGUUUCCCAGCGACAGGGUGGACAACCCUGGGAAGAAGAACCGGAAAAGGAGGGCCGCAGCAGAUACCACCACCUGCUCCAGGAACUCGGACCCAGGCUGCUGUCUACGAUCGCUCUACAUUGACUUCCGCCGCGACCUCAACUGGAAGUGGAUCCACGAGCCCAAAGGCUACAAGGCCAACUUCUGUUCUGGCAGCUGUCCAUACCUCUGGAGCGCUGACAACCACUACAACAUGAUCCUGCCUCUGUAUAACAAGCUGAACCCAGAGGCGUCGGCUUCUCCCUGCUGUGUGCCUCAGGACCUAGAGCCCCUGACCAUCGUGUACUUCAUCGGCCGUACUCCAAAGGUGGAGCAGCUCUCCAACAUGGUGGUCAGGUCCUGCAAGUGCCGCUGAGAGCCCAGUCGAGACAGAGGGGGAUUGUGGGAGGAGGAAACGGCCUGGACGAAAGGAUGAAAGCAGACUUUGACAACAAAGACAACAACUUUCGUUUUUCAAGCAUAAAGGACAGACUGAACGUCUCUAUAAAUGUAUAUCUUCAAGCCUUCAUGUCACAAGAACACAUUUUGCGUUCUGGCACAGGUUGACAUUUCAGCAGCAUGAAACUCGAAAAUUGGCUUCAGAACCUGGCUUCAUCCCUACUUGAAUAAAGUCGUGAAAAAUGUAAAUAUCUUAUUCAUUUACAUACACCAUCGUUCAAAAGUUUGAGGUCACUUAGAAAUGUCCUUGUUUUCCAUGAAAACAGGAUAA
This is a messenger RNA of Esox lucius (northern pike), 2820 nucleotides long. It is a transcript of the gene tgfb5, whose product is annotated as transforming growth factor, beta 5. The record is from RefSeq and is a predicted model, not a curated record. Gene Ontology annotation, cellular component: extracellular region. Gene Ontology annotation, biological process: transforming growth factor beta receptor signaling pathway; regulation of cell population proliferation; BMP signaling pathway. The transcript has 7 exons. The coding region runs from base 1162 to 2466 and encodes 434 amino acids. NCBI's taxonomy places the organism in Eukaryota, Metazoa, Chordata, Actinopteri, Esociformes, Esocidae. Gene Ontology annotation, molecular function: type II transforming growth factor beta receptor binding; type III transforming growth factor beta receptor binding; cytokine activity.